Messenger RNA from Phaedon cochleariae (mustard beetle), 1158 nucleotides. Lineage: Eukaryota; Metazoa; Arthropoda; Insecta; Coleoptera; Chrysomelidae. The record is from the annotation of a GenBank genome assembly.
AUGUGUAUAUCAACUGAAAAGAAUAAUGAAACUAAUGAAAGUUCUGAACCUAAAGAAGAAGUUGAUGAAGACGCCGAAUUGAGAGUUUACAGUAUUCUCUCUUACUUCAUAGUACUUGUAGUUAUAGGCCUACCAGUAUGGUGGUACAGCACAAGAGUGUACAGAGCUAGUCUACCUUUGAACCAAAUGUAUGAAGUAGAACUCAAGAGUACAACAGACAGGGACUUUGGAAUACCUCUGAGCUUAGAAUAUGAUAUAUUGAUAUCAUUUGUGCACCCAGAUCCUGGAUUUUUAGAAAUACACCUCAGAGGUGAAGAUAUUGAACUGAAUCUUCAACCAUUCUUGAAUAAAAUCCGUCCCAUAGCAGAUUUUGUAGUGAAAAGUCAGUGGUUGUUCCAGACAGAGUUGGGUGCAGAACCUAGGAGGAUUCUGGACCAUAAUGUGUUGCUAGAAAAGCAGCUACCUCAUAUUAUAACACCUCUAGAAACAAAGUUAUGGUCACAUUUAUCACCUAGACCUAGCCUGAAUUUGGUUGUUUACUUCUCAAGGUGUGACUUACCACUCCACAUCUAUAAUAAUGAUCAUCACAUAGUAGAAAGUAAUGCAUUUCUGAGCCCAAGGUGGGGUGGUAUUUACAUAGUGAACCCUGAUAAGGAUUCUUGUCAAAGUAAUCAUUUUGAGCCUGAGCUGCAACCAAUUGUAUCAACUUUUGUUGCACAGCUCAAGUAUUUAUUCAAAAUUGAUAACAGUUCCAACAGUGAUGAUAUUUAUGAGCUCAAAAUGAGGAAGGCCCAAGACAUGUUGGAUUCAACACAUAGAACAUUGAGAUCUUUGGCCCAACUGCUGUCAGAAAUAAGCAGUAUUGUUAUAAGUGAUGAGGUUGGAGAGAAAAUCAAUGUGGCAGUAGAGAAUGCUGACCUGGCUGAGGGUUUUUUGAAAGGGGGCUUAGUGGAUGAAGGCUUGAAGCAUGCCAAAAUUGCAUUUUUGAAUUCUGAGGCUGCUUUUGGGGAUCCUUCUUUGUUGGCUUUGCUGUACUUCCCAGAAGAUCAAAAGUAUGCAGUUUAUAUUCCACUAUUUUUGCCCAUAAUGAUUCCUGUGUUCAUGUCCCUAGCAAUUGUUAGGAAAUGGAGGAAAGCUAAGAGAGAAAAGGCUGAUUAG